CCAGUUUCUAACUAACGUGUGUUACAGUGCGGUUGUUUCAGUGAGCUAGUUAUUUCUUUUACUCUCUUUACUUCUAUAUCUUUUUUUCUCUUUUUACUCUGUUCUUCUAUCUCUUUCUACACUCAUUACUCUCACACUCUUCUCAUCCGCUUUUUUACUUUUAUAAUCACAUCCUCCAAUUAUUCUAGUCUUUGGUAUUUCUUCUAAGUUCUCAUCAACUAUUUUGAACAAGUCCUGAUAUCACGGAUAAUACCUGAUUGUGAUGUUGAACGCGCUAUCAUUCGAAGCUCCUUCCAGUGCAGACUGAUGAGCUACUCCAUAUUACAGAUGCUCUAUAGCUCACUUUUCAACUAGCUCAGUAAUUGAUAAGUGAACGUCCUUGAUAAUGAACUUCAAUUCAUGACCUUGGAGAAGACUCGUGUAAUUUUGUGAAAAAACUUGUAAAUUACACGUGUGUUCACACAGACUCGUUGAAUAAUCAACAGUGCUGACGGAAUCAAGAGAUAUUGUGCUUUUGUGUUGUGAGAAAGUCAGAUAGAAGUGAAGAUUGGAAGGAGACUAUCGCAGGAUCGGAGUUGAGCAGCAGGAGCAAGUUCUUCUUAGGAGAACUUGAGUUCUAUUGAGUUGGGCUUCAGUCGGUCGUAGAAGCAGACAACAGCGAUGUCCUCUUUUGGUGUCUUGUCUUUCUUCGUUCUCUGCUCACUCGUGGCAAAUAGCAGUGGAUCAGCUGAUCCUACACCUGAAGUAGUACUGCCUCAAGGUCGCCUCCAGGGUACAUUUUUGAAGACCAGAUCUGGAAAGGCUUUCGAAGGGUUUCUCAGUAUACCCUAUGCUAGACCUCCCGUUGGAGAACUCAGGUUUAAGGUGGCUCAACCAGCCAAACCGUGGAAAGGUGUCUACAAUGCCAGUGCAUAUGGCAGUGUUUGUCUGCAAUUCACCCAUCUCGGUUAUCAAGUGGUUGGAUCAGAAGAUUGUCUAUUCAUCAAUGUAUUCAGGCCACAGAAAUAUAAAUUAGGUGACCAGCUACUGGAUGUGAUAGUGCAUAUACAUGGAGGGGCUUUCCAAUUUUUGUCGGGAGAUUUCUUCAAGCCGACCUUCUUGAUGGAAGAUGACAACCAUAUCAUAUACGUCAAUUUCAACUACAGGCUGGGUCCACUGGGUUUCAUGAGCACUGGCGACAAGGUGCUGCCGGGAAAUUUGGGUCUAAAAGAUCAGGUAGCAGCCCUGAAAUGGAUACGGGACAACAUCAGGCAAUUUGGCGGGAACCCGGACAGUGUUACCAUCGAGGGAAUCUCAGCGGGAGGAGUUAGUGUGCACUAUCAGUACUUGUCGCCCUUAUCACGAGGUUUAUUCCACAAAGGUAUAUCAGGCAGUGGAGCCGUGUUGAAUCCUUGGGCUUUGGUCGACUCAGUUCCUCAGAAAACGCGGAAACUAGCCUCCUCCCUGGGAUGCCCCACUGCCAAUUCGGCCGAUUUGGUCGCUUGUCUCCAAACCAGACCAGCUGAGAUGAUUGUCAAACAAGUGCCUCAGUUUAUGCCUUUCCUCUACAACCCCUACUCACCUUUCGGACCUGUGGUGGAGCCUGAGGGGGUGAAGGACGCGUUUUUGUCCAGACAUCCGUACGACAUUAUCAAGGAUGGUCAGACCGCGCGAGUGCCCUGGCUGGCUGGCUUCACCACCGAAGAAGGACUCUACCCGGCUGCUGAAUUCAUAACCGACAAGGAAUUAAUGCAGAAAUUGGAAGACAACUGGACAGAGCUGGCUCCACAUCUGCUGGAUUACAACUUCACAGUGAAAUGCGCUGACAGGCAGAUUGUCGCUGAUAAAAUCAAACAACAUUAUCUGAAAGGAAAGCCCAUCACACAAGGAGUCACCGAAAUAGUUCAGCUAGUGGGCGACCGUCUGUUCGGUGCAGGCAUAACACAAGCGGCACUGAUGCAAGGCCAGGCCACACACAAGUCAGCUGAUGAGGCUCCGGUGUACCUGUACAGGUUCGGCUACAGGGGCGCACACAGUGUCAGCGAGAAGUUCAGUCAUAACGAUGACAACUACGGCGUGGCUCAUGCUGAUGAAAACCUCUAUGUGCUGGAGACUGACUUCAUGGAUCCACAAACCACUGAUGAGGAUCUCAAUAUGCAACGUCACAUGAUCAACAUGUGGAAAUCAUUUGCCAAGACUGGAGUUCCCGAGUUCCCCAUUGGCUUCUCGCUGCCGAAAGUGCAGGAGGGUCUGCCCAAGCUGAUGUAUCUGGAGAUCAAGAGUGCUGACAACGCUAAAGCAGAGUUCACAGACGACCUCGCGCACAGAAGCUUCUGGGCCAGCCUGCCACUCAAGGAGAGACUGCGCAUGCCCACACAGCAACAGAAAGACGAACUGUGAUUCAGCCAAAAUAAGUAAUAUUACUUGUCAAAGUAGAAGCUGAAAAGAAGAACAAGAAGAAGAAGAAGAAGAAGAAAAAGAAGAAAAUAAGUAGAGGAAGAAGA
Molecule: messenger RNA, 2483 nt
Organism: Nilaparvata lugens (brown planthopper)
Lineage: Eukaryota; Metazoa; Arthropoda; Insecta; Hemiptera; Delphacidae
Product: venom carboxylesterase-6
Exons: 13
Coding region: 661-2379 (572 amino acids)
Source: RefSeq, a predicted model, not a curated record